ACAAGUUAUAAAUAUUUAUUUCACAAUAUUAUAGUAGGGAAUAGGGAUAUUCUUAAUGUUUUUAGAUUUUUAGUUUUUCGGAUAAGGAAUAUAAUAUAAUGUUUUAAAAGUGCCCUGUAAUAAUAUUAUAAUGUUUACGAAAGCACAAACCGCCUUCCACGGCGCUAUAGAAGAAUUACCGGGUAUUUACGUUGAUAAUUUCGAAAACGCUGCUAAAGUAAAUGCCAGAGCUUAUUUUUUAAGCCACUGCCACGCUGAUCAUAUGCACGGAUUGAGUUCUGAGGAGUUAAUGGCUACGCUGAAAAAGAGUGGAGCCAAGAUUUACACAACGGAAUUAUCUGCAGCCAUUAUAAAGACCGAUGUAAAUAAAGAUAUCGGUGAUCAUGUACAGAGUUUGAAAAUGGGUGGUACACAAAUAUUAAGUUUUCCUUCCAUACCCGAACAGAAUAUUCCAGAACUACUUCUCACCGUGACUCUCAUUCCGGCCGGCCACAGCGCUGGUUCGACUAUGUUUUUGUUCAGGACCACGACUAAAACGAUUCUAUUCACUGGUGACUUCAGAAUGAACCCCAACGAUUUACCCAAAUAUUCAGCACUUCAUGACGACGGCCACCCUAUAAAGUUGACCGGUCUCUAUGUAGACACAACCUUCUUAAGCUACAAUUACGAUAAUUUUCCCAAACGUAGCGAGAGUAUAGAAAAAAUGUGCUCUGAAAUCAAGAAGUGGUUGAGUUACGAACAAAAUGCCGUGGCCUUGCACACCUCAGCCAAGUAUGGUUACGAGUUUGCAUUCAAUGAGAUAUAUCGGAGGUUGGGUUUGAAGGUACAUGUACCGACGGAGAGGUGGAAUUUGUACAGUUCCAUACAACAUUUGGUGCCCGGUGUCACAAACGAGUCGACAAAGAUACAUUUAUGCAAGAAAAAACAGCAACACGAUGUCUGUGUGAUGGAAAGUUAUGGGAAUUAUUUGCAUGUCCGUCUGUCAGCGAUGAAGUGGACUAAAUACAGACAUAACGAUCCGCCAGUUAAAUAUACAUCCAAAGAUCACUUGGAUGUCUGUUUCGCUACUCAUUGCAGUAGGAGCGAGCUGCUGUUUUUCAUCAGAUACAUGUCACCGACCAAAGUCAUCGGCUUCCCGAACCCUUACAGGCCCCUCAAGAGGAAGAUCCAGGCAUACUGAUUUAUAUAACGAGCGUGUUUUGUGUAUCAAAUAUAUUUAUUUUUAUCA
Messenger RNA from Danaus plexippus (monarch butterfly), 1228 nucleotides. RefSeq names its product protein artemis-like. The transcript is spliced from 3 exons. Gene Ontology annotation, molecular function: 5'-3' DNA exonuclease activity; damaged DNA binding. The record is from RefSeq and is a predicted model, not a curated record. The coding region runs from base 131 to 1180 and encodes 349 amino acids. NCBI's taxonomy places the organism in Eukaryota, Metazoa, Arthropoda, Insecta, Lepidoptera, Nymphalidae. Gene Ontology annotation, biological process: double-strand break repair via nonhomologous end joining; interstrand cross-link repair; protection from non-homologous end joining at telomere.